Prunus armeniaca (apricot) is the source of this 411-nucleotide messenger RNA. The record is from the annotation of a GenBank genome assembly. NCBI's taxonomy places the organism in Eukaryota, Viridiplantae, Streptophyta, Magnoliopsida, Rosales, Rosaceae.
AUGGGCACGAUUCUAGAUAUCGAGGGUAAGACAAAGCACACGAUCAAAGCUCGUCUUAAUUUGGAAAGAAUGGGCAUACGAAGAGGUUUAUGGAUUAACAGGGACGGUGAUAAAGCUAGAAGGGAUCUGGCAUUUUUUUCCAUGAAACCGAAUGACAAAAAAGAUUUUCUAAAGUUUGUAUCCUCUGUAAAGUUUCCCGAUUGGUAUGCUUCUAAUAUCGCGCGUUGCAUGAAUGUUGACGGGGGUAAAUUCAUUGGACUAAAGAGCCAUGAAUGCCAUGUGUUUAUGCAACGCCUACUUCCUGUGGGUAUUCGACACCUUUUGCCAGAAGAUCUAGUGAAACUAAUCAUGUUGUUGUCCAUAUUUUUUUUCCCAACUGACGGAAAAAACAUUGCGAAAGACAGACAUUAA